CAACGUACCCCCUUAUAGACUAUUGCAUUAAAUCGCUUUUCAUUCCCUUGCAAUGGCAGCCGUGCGAAGUGGAGGAUUUAUGCCUUUGGUGCAGCCGCACGACGGUAAUUGUUCCAUGAAGCGUUUGGCGCUUUAGAUGUUGAUGAGCACCACCAGUGUGCGCCAACCAACCAACCAACCAACCAACCAACCAACCACCAUCAAGUUCCACUAGUUGCAACGUUUUGCCGAGGAGCUUGAUGUGUUCCCGCCGCUGGAGGAAGAGGAUUUGCGCAUUCUUACACGGCCACAUGCACUGAAUUAGACGCCUUCUUGGCGUGAGAGGGGAAAAGUGCACACCAAGACACGGGCUGGUGCACGCCGCAGCACCAGUGGCAGCAGACGCGGAGAAAGGGAAGAGAAGAGGGAGGGGGGGAGAUUCGUGCUUCUCCCUGCGUGCACAUGAAUGAAAGUCACGGCGCUGGUCUCCUCGAACCUGGGAUUACUGUGUAUUCCCCGAAGCCCCUUUCUUCCUUCAUUUCCCCCCCAAGCGACAUCCUUUUUUUGUUUGUUUUGUUUUGUCUCCCAACUUUAGCUGUGGCUUUCUUUGAAAUGACACCGCUAAAUUCAUUUGCUGGAAGAAGACUGGAGCCAAUAUUGGCGCGCCAGCUGACUCGUCAAUGAGACUGUGUUAUGGAGCUAAACGCAGAGGAGACUUGAAUCUUAAGGAUUCUCCUGCAGCCGACAGACACCGGGGUGGACCAAAAUCCAUGUUUGCACCAAGACCGGAGCCCGAAGAAGGGCUUUGGGCGUGAUGUGUUUUUCAUUUUCAUUUUUGUUGGUGUUGCGGGAUGCGUUGGCGUUUACAGUCAUCUGCACGAUGACACGUCAUACUGACACCGCACUUGAGUGAGCUGGGGCACCUUCUCCCAGGAAACAUGCAUUUCUGGGCCCUGAAUAUAAUCCUUGUGAUUGCAUCAUCUCUGAGGCUGGGCGAGAUGUAUGACAAUUACGGGGAAAUCUGCCGCAACCUGUGCACAUGUGAGGAGAAGGAAAGCAUCCUCACCGUCAGCUGCGAGAACCGCGGAAUCAUCAGAGUGACGGAGAUCAGCCCGGUUCAGUUCUCCACGUACCACCUCCUGCUGACGGGAAACCUGCUGAAAAAACUGUCGGCCAAUGAUUUCAUCAAUUACACCGGAGUGACCAUCCUGCACUUGGGGAACAAUGACAUCUCAGAGAUAGAAACAGGUGCCUUCAACGGACUCCAGGGAUUAAAGAGGUUGCACCUGAAUAACAACAAAAUUGACAUUUUGAGAGAUGAUACGUUUGCAGGACUGGAGAGUUUGGAAUAUCUCCAAAUCGAUUACAAUUACAUCAGCAACAUUGAGCCCAACACCUUGAGCAAACUGCACCAACUGACGGUGAUGAUUCUGAAUGACAACCUGCUGGCUUUCCUGCCCCCCAACAUCUUUCGCAAUGUCCCCCUUACGCAUUUGGACCUGCGAGGGAACCUGUUAAAAAUGUUUCCGUACGUUGGCCUCCUAGAGCACAUGGACAAGGUUGUGGAAUUACAGCUGGAAGAGAAUCCAUGGAACUGCUCAUGCGAGCUGAUUGCUUUGAAGGCCUGGCUGGAGAGUAUCGCCUACACGGCGCUGGUGGGAGAAGUGGUGUGCGAGACACCCUUCAGGCUCCACGGGAGGGACCUGGAUGAGGUGUCCAAGCAGGAACUAUGCCCGAGGAGGCCACAAGAGGACACGGUAAGGCCCGCGCCCCCCAGCAGCACCAACGGAUAUUACCAUACCACACCGGCCGCUGUCACAGCCUCGGCCACCUCAUCUGCUGUCUUUCGGUCCUCUUCCAGACCAACCAAGGGCAGUCGUCAAUUUAACCGUACUAGGUUAAAGCCCACCUCUCGACUCCCAGGCGGUAGCCCUUACAACUAUGGCCCCAUCAUUGCUUUUCAGACCAAAUCGCCUGUGCCUUUGGACUGCCCCACGGCCUGCACGUGCAACCUGCAGAUAUCUGAAAUUGGACUGAAUGUAAAUUGCCAAGAGAGAAAGAUCGAAAGUAUCUCUGACCUAAAACCCAAGCCAUACAAUCCGAAAAAAAUGUAUCUCACUGGAAAUUAUAUCCCCGUGGUACGAAGAUCAGAUUUUGUCGACGCCGUUGGAUUGGAUUUGCUUCACCUGGGAAACAACAGGAUAACUGUGAUCCAUGACAGGGCUUUUGGGGAUUUAACAAAUCUGCGUAGGCUGUAUUUAAAUGGUAAUCUCAUGGACAGGCUGACGGGGGAAAUGUUUUUUGGGUUGCAGAACUUGCAAUAUCUUUAUUUAGAGUACAAUAAAAUCAAGGAGGUUGAUGCGGGCACAUUUCGUUACCUGACCAAUCUCCAGCUGCUGUUUCUCAAUAACAAUCUCCUGAAAACAUUACCUUUGGGCGUUUUUUCCAGCCUCUCCCUGUCUCGACUUAAUCUGCGCAACAACCGUUUCCAAAACCUGCCUGUAAGUGGUGUUUUGGAUCAGCUGAAGCUACUGGUGCAGAUAGAUCUCUUUGAAAACCCCUGGGACUGCUCCUGCGAUAUCGUGGGUAUGAAAAUAUGGCUUGAGCAGCUCAGUGCAGGCACAGUGGUCAAUGAGAUCAUAUGCGAGACACCCAAACGGCACACAAAAAUGGACCUUCGCUCCAUCUCGUCGGAGCAGCUGUGCCCCGACCACUCUGAUACGUACGUCUCACCGACCCCCCAGACCGAGGAGCCGUUAGAUGACCGGGUCAUCCCCACGGAUACCCCACACAGGUUCAACUCCUCCAGCAGCACUGUCCCUUUGUCCGUCCUCAUCCUGAGCCUCUUGCUUGUCUUCAUAAUGUCAGUUUUUGUGGCCGCGGGUCUCUUUGUUGUGGUGAUGAAGAAGCGCAAAAAAUCCCAGAGUGACCGCACCAGCACCAACAACUCUGACGUCAGCUCCUUCAACUUGCAGUACAGCCUCUACAGCAACCGCUCAGGCACCAAAGCGAAGGCACCGGCCGGUCACGUCUAUGAAUACAUCCCACAUCCGAUGGGUCACAUGUGCAAAAACCCCAUCUACAGAUCAAGGGAAGGAAAUGCGGUGGAGGAUUACCGUGACCUUCACGAGCUCAAGGUGACUUACAGAAGUACCCCAGAUGAGGAGAGGAAUCGCAGCAUGUUGAGGAGCCCCGCGUACAGCGUUAGCACUAUUGAACCAAUGGACAACCCCUCCCCGGUCCAGGAUGCGGACCAUUUCUUUCGGGGCAUCCUUGAGGCCAAUAAGCAGUCCCCUCAUCAGUCCAUCUCAUCCCUCCCAGUGGGUGCGAGUUUAGAGUACAAGUACACCGGCCCAGUGUCAUAUACCUACAACCCUAAUUUUGAUGUCAGGCGUCAGUUCUUGCACCCGGACAGGAUCAGAGAAACGGUGCUCUACGGCACCUCACCCAGUACUGUUUAUGUGGAACCCAACAGAAACGAAUACUUGGAGCUAAAAGCAAAACUGCAGUCUGAGCCUGAUUACCUCGAAGUUCUCGAGAAACAGACCACCUUCAGCCAGUUCUGAACCACACAGUCAUUUAUUCCAUGGAGCAUUUUGUCCCAUUUUACCCCAUCGGGAAACUUUCUUGGGUGCCUUGGCACAAAGACAAGCAGGAGGAAACUGGUUGAGUCCUGCGGGGUGUGCCGAACAAUCUUCUUCUUAUUGGUUCAACUUGGACACUAUCAGAAUGGGGGAUGAACACAAUUGCUAACUAACGAUGCAAUUUUUAUUUUUAUAUAGCAAUGAUCACAAAUUUGAAGUGUAUACAUAAGUCCCGCUUCAAAUUCAGGAAUAUAACCGUGCAUAUGGUAUAUUGUCAGAAAAGAAAAAAAAAAAUGUUGAUACAAUCACCCCUGGACAAAACAACAAUAACAGAAAACAAAACACACUGUACAGCAGAUGAUAAAACUGUGUAGGAUUAUUUCCUGCUGUAGUCUGUAAGUACCGUAAGUAUUUAUUGAUAUAAUCUACCAUGUCUUUUCAAUAUCAAACUUUUGAUUCUACAUCGACAUUACCUGUGUCAUCAUACAUCACCAUUUUCAGGAGCAAGAAAAAAAAAGGCUUUUGUUUCGUAGUUUCAUUUCUUGUAGCUUGGCAUUGUAAAGUGGCUUUCUAGUUUUGAGGGAAGUGGCACACCCCGAAUACAAAAAAAAAAAAAAAAGAGACUGUGCCAAUUGCUGAGGAAGAAGAACAAAAAAAAUUAUGUUUGUAUGCGUUCAGCACUUUUGGGGAAUUAGAAGGCAAGUUCACAAGCUCUCAUAUAAAAGAUUAUUAUAUUAAAAAUGAAUUGGGGUAUCGAUUCUUAAUAUAUAGAUUUAUUGAAACAAAACAUCCUCAAUGAUAUUUGAAGUUUUGAUUUUGUUGUGUAAUGUUGCUAUUUUAAUCUAUGUAACACCUAUUUUUAUACAAGCGUUGGCAGAAUCUCUAUCCCUGAUCGAGUCUUAUGUUUUGGAUUGCUUUGCACUUCUUGCACUAUAUUGACCAAACUAUGUUGUUGUCAUCAAAUAAACAUGAUGUCGGUUCUCAUGA
Messenger RNA from Hippocampus comes (tiger tail seahorse), 4550 nucleotides. It is a transcript of the gene slitrk5, whose product is annotated as SLIT and NTRK like family member 5. NCBI's taxonomy places the organism in Eukaryota, Metazoa, Chordata, Actinopteri, Syngnathiformes, Syngnathidae. Gene Ontology annotation, molecular function: protein binding. The transcript has 2 exons. Gene Ontology annotation, biological process: positive regulation of synapse assembly; axonogenesis. The coding region runs from base 918 to 3545 and encodes 875 amino acids. The record is from RefSeq and is a predicted model, not a curated record.